GUCUGCCUUAGAGGCAUUAAUCUUGUAUUUUCGGUUGGAGCGAUAUAUCUUUUUCUGUCGAGUGAACAACAGCAAGAGAAAAAAGCGCAUAUUUUCUAGAACUCUGUCCUGAAAACACCAAUCUUCUGUCCUUAUGUUCUUUUCUUCUGAGAGUGGUCUGAGGGCUUUUUUCUUAGACUGUCGGAGUCUGAUUUUUGAUUUUGGACCACUUCAUUAAUGAGGUUAUUUGCUUUUCUUCUCAAUCAUCACACUUUUUUACGCCAAUCCAACACUUGCACAGUCCAAGCGUCAUACGGACAUAUACCACCCUUCCCCCACAUAAUUGACGAUCAUCAUAGAGGACAUUCACCUAUAGAUUGUUACAACAUCCAGAGACUGACAUAAGAUACGCGCAAAUAAAACUCUGAACGCAACGUAUGUCAUAUUUAAAGAAUUCACCCAUCAAACCAAAACGCUGUAGGUUUUUUUGAAUGAUUGCUACGGAUUGGCAUAGGGACAUAUUUAGCGAUAAAUUCAGGAAAGAAGUCGGGUCAUAUCAUAGAAUUUCUUACAUUUGUUCACAUUCAGCACUUGUAAUAUAAGUUGAACUACAUUUGAGAUAUUUUACUUCUUAUUUGGGGGGAACGUCGAGAUAACGACUACAUUAACGACUACAUUCAUCAUUCGAUACAUAAAAACUACAACGACGAGCGGGCUAUCGCAAUAGAAGAUGGCUGGUCCUGCGAAAAACGCUAAGUAUCCAGACCUGGUCGACGUGACCAGGGAGGAGAAGAAGAAGGAGCGACGUGAGAUUAUGGGCGAUUUAGAUGGCUACUUCUGUCCUCAAGUAGGUACGGGCAGACACGCGUUCGAGCCCAACAUCUUCGCCUACUGUCUUCGUGACCCCAUCAAGCCUGAUGCGAGCUAUCCGAGAUUCUUGGUACUAUGCUGUUUUUUGAACUACGGAGUGCGAGUAGAGUACAUCGUUGAUUUUGUUGUAGUAGGUGGUGCGAAACAGGACAACGUGAACAGCACUUAAACGCUUUCCCGAUUUUCUUGAGGUACUAAUGCUAGGCGUGAACAUUUCUCCUGUGAGCAUGCAUGGUAAGUAACAUCACUCUGCAAUUUUCCAUGAACGGACCAAACAUCAAAGGUAUGCCACAUGUGCGGUAACGAGUUUGGUCCCGACUCUUUGGAGCUCCAUCUUAAAGUGUGCGAGGAAAAGUGGGAUGCUGCGGAGGCACAGCGAGAACCAGGCGAGCCCACCCGCGAUAUUCCUAGUCGACCAGGCGUCACGCCAGCAGACCCAAAGAAUUGGACUAGAGAGGAAUGCGACGAAUACAACAAACAAGCAUUAGAGGCCUACCAUGAUAACGCAUUGUUCGAAUGUGAAAAAUGCGGUAGAAAAGUUUUGGAGGAGUCCUUUGCAGCGCAUUAUAUGGGAUGUGACGGAAAAGGAGGUGGUGAGAACCCGAAAGUCAAGGUACUAGAACCUACUAGGCCAUUAGCUUAGAGGCUGUGUGAUGAUUAGUUAAGAAGCCGUGACACCAACACUGAUUUCCUCUGGACCGCCCGAGGCAUAACCUACAUUGGCUAUGAUAAUUGUUUUAUCUAUCAUCCGAUCUCUCAUCAUCUAUCGUCCCUUUUUCAACGUCUACCCACUUUCUCAAAUAAAACCAGCCCUGCGACUUAUGCGGCAAGCUAUUGUUUGGAGAACAGCAUCAGCUCUACCAUAAGAGGAAGUGCAGAGCAUGCUUUUGGGAUAUGCCAACAUGCACAAGAACUAUCGGAGCAGCUUGCUAUGUUUGCGGUAUUUUUACAUGACAAGUUUUAGAGCCGCAGUUUUAGAGGCGGGUACGAUUUUUCAAUUAUCUAGUUUAAUUGACAAAAGUGAAGAAUAUGCCACUUUCAUCUUAGUCCUUCGAUCUAGUACCUGCUCCAUUAUCGGCGAACGAUUGCUUCACAUGUUAGGAGUUAUGGCUGACCCACAAGCUCCACUUUUUUUUUUCCACCAGGUAAAGAAGUCGGUGCCCGCGGUUUCGACCGCCAUACUGCUAUGUGCGAACGUCUGUGGAGCAUGCGAGAGGAAAAUAAGACCUACCCAGACGAACGCCUACCCGUUCCCUCCAAACAAGGCCCUAGCACCGGCUGGGACGCGCAAAAGCAAGCUCUCUUAGGCUGUGGCGAGAUGAUGACGUGCCAAAAUUGCAACAAGUCUUUCUUCACUGAAUCGUACUACAAGCACAUCAAGGGCUGUGGGCAAGAACAAACCUUGGAGAACUUUUUGAAACGGGAAAAGAUGCUGAAGUCGGGUCAAAUAAAACGAGAGCCAGUACUUGGAUGCGAAGAUGGAUAUUUUAGGAAGUACAACCGAAAUCCGUCAGAAAAGGGAGUGUGCUGCUACAUCUGCAGCAGGAAAUUUGGCGUGGCGAGUAUCGAUAUCCACAUCAAAGGCUGCAUUCACAUGUGGGAGCAAAGAGAAAAGAGCAAGUCUGAUCGGGAAGAGAAGAGGUGUGUUUUCAUAAGAUUUUGGUUUUGGUUUUUGUAGUCGCUUUUUGAAAAAACAUUCUUUAGUACUAGAUAGCCAUGCUGGUAUACGACAUCAAUCCUCUCUUUGUAUACAUAGUGACAUAACAGCCUUGCAUCUCUCUCACACACACACCCUUCAACAGGCCCGUUCCCGCUCGCCCUGCCGAGUUCGAUGCAUACAAGGCAGGUAAGAUGACCUUGUCAGGUUGGAAUAAGUGGGUGCUGGAGAACUGCGCACUCUACGUGCCAUGCAAAAAUUGUGGCCGCACGUUUUUGCCGGAACAGCUUCCUAAGCAUCGUAGGGGAUGCAAGCCACAGGGCGCUCCAUCAGAAUGGCGAUGCUAGAGUGUGUAGAGUUACUCAGUAGAUUUUUGGUGAGUAUUUGUGUAUAGGUAUCUUGCUUAUUCUUGUGAUUCAACAUAGUAGCUCAAAGGUCUUUACCAGCUCACGUUAUGAUUUACCAAAUUUUUGGUCGGGAGCAACUGGGUCAUAGAGUCUGCAUACAGGUGGAGGUUAGAAAUACUAGGGCCCAUUCAAGAAGAUUUUGGAAAUUUUGAUAUAGCUGCUAUGCCAAAACAGGGAGGGAAACUAAGCAUGGGUUGUAAUUACUGGGACGAAUCGCAACUCAAGGGACCACGAGCAGGGGGGAAGACAUCAAGGAUAAGGCUAGAAAUUGAUUACUUAUAAAUGAUCUACUACACACAUCACUUCUGGUGAGAACUACAUCAUAGGUAAACUAGUUAAGGGGAAACAGAAUUAGAGAGAUGAAUAAUGAUAGUUGUUCAGCAGUUUGAGUAAGAUUUCUACCCCCUCAUACAUAUUGAUAUCCCGGCAUUACACCUGAACUUCCCCACUUAGACCUACACGUAGUAGCAUUUGAAGAUAACUACAUGAAUGAAAGUAUAGAUGAUGAGAGUUAGACCACGCAUAAAUAAUGAAAUGAACAAUAUUGAUUGGCAAAAAUCACAAUAACAUGGAAAAAUAAACGACUUGAAACUACAACAAUAUUAACUAGUUUAAGCGAAUAAAAUUCACACAAUCUUGAAUUUGAAUUCUGAAUCAAUCUUUUACUGCAAGAACUAUGACAUUGACGCGAUUGACGACCAUAUUUGUUGGUCUUGUAAUAUCUUUUUCUGGAUAGGACACCUUCACGAUAAGACAUGAUGAAGCAAUAGGAUAAAUAACAGAAACACUGACAAUUGAACAAUAAUGAACAAGGAUACUUGCAAAACAAUCGGUACUACAAUCGAUUAUCUAUUUCUAAGUAAUCAUUCUACUACAACGCCACAUACAAUUCACGAUAUUUCUGGCUUGGGAAGAUCACCUCAUGGGACGGAGACAUCGGGAGAAAAGAUCUUCAACUCAUAUGAUCCUGUUGAGACGCAACACGGAUUGCUCGCAUUUACUUCUGAAAUUGAAAAAAGGUCUCACCCGUAUGUUCUCUCGAAAGAUAGGUCAUGGAAAUUUACAGCGAUGGAGUUCCACUGUUGUGGGAGAG
Molecule: messenger RNA, 4006 nt
Organism: Amoebophrya sp. A25
Lineage: Eukaryota; Dinophyceae; Syndiniales; Amoebophryaceae
Source: the annotation of a GenBank genome assembly